ACUUGAUGUUUACAUAUGGAAGGGAGUGACAUCACUAGUAUUUACAUUGCAUUUUCUGAGAAUUAUCGGAAAUCAAACAUAACUUGAAUUUGAAUGCUCGUUUUAAGUAAACUGCUGCAUUUCUCCCGAGCUGCGCUUCUCCAUCUUUAAUUUAAAAUAUUAGUUAUAGGAAACCAGACGCAAUUUGCUUUAAUGUAGCUUUCUGCCAUCCAUUAAACUUUGUGCUAAAUUUCUGGCACUCUCAAGAGGAAUGAAGCUUACUUUGUUAAUGCAUGUUGUUGAAGAUAAUUGCAAUGUUGAAAUUGAUGGUUUUCGCCUUUCUACUGACUGUAACAUUUGUCUCAUCCCGCAAUGACCCUAAAAACGACCCCCGAAAUAACGGGGACCUAGCCCUAUGGAUUGACGAGAAACAGGUCAAAAUGUUCAGUGGUAUGUCGAUGGAAAUUUACGCAAUUGUUAAUGGCAAUGUAUUGCCAUACAUAUUAGAUCCAAACUUUGAAAAAUACUUACCAGUCAUACCUUCUGAAGUUAGUUAUGUUAAUUUUACUUGGAAAGCAGGGAUGAAGAAGUAUUAUUAUAAUUUUGAUCGAUUACAGUCAUUUGAUGAGAGUAUUUUAGAAGCUCCAGUGAUAUCAAUUAAAACAAAAGGAAGAGUGCCAAAACGGCCUAAAGAAUUUAGUAUUUUAUUACCAUGUUUAGGGAACAGUUCAGGGGUUGCCCCCUUUGGAAUAGGGCUUUUAAUUGAAAGUAGAAAGGGAAAACCUCUCAAUGGGACGCCUUUGCGUCUCAAAUUACGUAAAGAAUGUUCCCAGAGAAGUAAUAACAUAAAAAAUGUAUUAUACAGUUAUAAAGAAUUAAAAAUUAUAGAUCCUGACCCUGAAUGUGAUAAAAAAUGUGCCAACCAAGGCUGGUGCAAUAACGAAAAAAUUUGUCAAUGUUCAGAGGGGUACAUGGGACAGUACUGUCAAACUGCACUAUGCUAUCCCCAGUGCAUGAAUGGCGGAAACUGCACUUCUCCUGGAAUUUGCAGCUGCCCACCGGGAUUUCAAGGAAGACAUUGCGAAGGAGGUAUUUGCGGCGAGAAAUGCCUAAACGGCGGAAAAUGCGUCCAGAAAGACACCUGCGAGUGCUCCAAAGGCUACUACGGUCCCCAUUGCGAAUAUUCUAAAUGCAUCAUUCCUUGUCUCAAUGGCGGAAAAUGUCGCGGGAUUAACAAAUGCAGAUGUCUUCAAGGUUUCCGAGGUGACCAUUGCGAAAUUGGCAAGGCAAAACCGCACAGAAGCAGCUGCAAACUAGCCUGCAAACAUGGCACUUGUGUAGACAACACGUGUGUCUGCGACCCGGGAUGGUACGGCCGACUUUGCCAUCAUAUGACAAUGUAAAGUUUGGAUGUGACUGAGUUUGACAUAUUGUUAUUUAACAACGAAAAUUGAUGUACAGUCGAAAUUUUUUUAAACACUUUGUUAUCACUUUGUAUUUUAUAUAUAGUAUAUUUUAAUGUAAGCUUCUGUUUGUAAUUAAGUGUUUUGUAUGACAAUCGCUUGUGAUAUAGAAUAUGUGUAUUUUUUUAAUUAAAGUAUUUUAAUAAAAUUGGCAAAACCGCUUGA
Molecule: messenger RNA, 1607 nt
Organism: Tribolium madens (black flour beetle)
Lineage: Eukaryota; Metazoa; Arthropoda; Insecta; Coleoptera; Tenebrionidae
Product: protein shifted-like
Exons: 7
Coding region: 273-1382 (369 amino acids)
Biological process (GO): anatomical structure development
Cellular component (GO): extracellular region; cell surface
Molecular function (GO): signaling receptor binding
Source: RefSeq, a predicted model, not a curated record